AUGGAUGUUGCCUGGGGCAGAGGAGGUAAAGACGCGACGUCAUCCACCGAGGACCCCAAAAACACCAAGCGCACCCUCCUCGAUGAUAGCGACUCCGAAUCAGAAGAUGGAGGCGCCGCUAUUGCCACGACCGGCUUCAAGGUGAACGAGGACUUUGCCCGUCGUUUCGAGCACAACAAGAAACGAGAAGAGAGACAAAGACUAGAGGAGAAGUUCAAGAAUACAGGAAAGCAGCCAGACAAUGACGACGACGACGACGAGUCGUCCUCGUCUGACGAGGAGGAAGAUGAAGAUGGCUUUCUUGCUACUGAAGAUCUCGACGCCCAGAUCUCUGCCACUCUCCAAGCCAUUCGAAACAAGGACCCCAAGGUCUACGACAAGGAAGUGACCUUCUACAAGCCCGAUGACCCCGCCGUCACAGCAACCGAGAAGGAAAAGAAGGAAAAGCCAGUCUACUUGAAGGAUUACCACCGAGAAAAGUACAUGCGAGGUGACACUGGUGCCGACGAUGCCGACGAGGAUGUACCCAUGACCUACAACCAGGAACAAGAUGUUCUCAAGAAUUCAAUCGUGGCUGAGAUGCAUGCUGCCGCCAAUGAAGACUCUGACGACGAGGACGGCGGUUUCAUGAAGCGAAAGGAGACAGAGGAGGCGGACUCAAAUGGUGUACACCCCUCGCGGAAAGCAGCUAUGGCCAUCACCGAGGUUGAUGUUGCCAACGCCGAUAAGAACCCUGAGACUUUCUUAUCAAAUUUCAUGAGCGCGCGUGCCUGGGUCCCCCCAGAUGGUUCGAACUGGAAAGCGUUCGAGUCGGAUGAAGGAGAGGAUGAUGAUGACCGCGCCGACCAGUUCGAACAGGCUUACAACUUGCGAUUCGAGGACCCAGAGCGGAGCAACGAAUUCCUUCGAUCAUAUGCUCGUGAUGUUGCCGCAGCCAAGUCAGUCAGGCGUGAGGAGAAGACUGGUCGCAAGCGUCAACGUGAACUCGAACGUGAGCGCAAGGAGGCCGAGAAGAAGGAGAGGCGUGAGGAGAAGGCUCGUCUAAAGAAGCUCAAGCUUGAUGAAGCCCAGGAAAAGCUGCGUAAGAUCAAGCGCACAGCUGGCAAUGCGGGCAAGGAUCUCACCGAUGAGGACUGGAUCAAGUUCCUCGACGACGCAUGGGAGGAUGACAAGUGGGAGGAGGAGAUGAGGAAGCGAUUUGGUGACGAUUACUAUGCUCAACAAGAUGAUGCUGUAGCAUCAGAGGACGAGGAACAAGACGGCGAAAAGAAGAAGUCCAAGCAUCCCAAGAAGCCAAAAUGGGAUGAUGAUAUCGACAUCAAGGAUAUCAUUCCAGAUUUCGAGGACGAUGAGAAGAAGCCAAACAUUAGCCUAAGUGAUGUCGAAGACGACGCUCAGGAGGAUGAGGAUGGUCGGGCCUCCAAGAAGCGCAAGACAGACCACAAGAAGGCCCGCAAGGAGUCCCAGAAGCAAGCUCGUCAGGAGCGCGCCAAGCUUGAGGCUCUUGUAGACUCCAAACUUGAGCUUACCGACCAUGCCAUCUUCAAGCAAUCGUCUCAUGCUCCUUUCCGCUACCGCGAGACCUCCCCUCAAUCUUUUGGCAUGACCGCGCGCGAUAUUCUCCUCGCUCCCUCCGACGCUGCCCUCAACGACUAUGCUGGUCUCAAGAAACUUGCCACCUUCCGCGACCAGGAGAAGAAGCGCAAAGACAAGAAGCGUCUCGGUAAGAAGGCUCGUCUACGCCAGUGGCGUCGUGAGAUCUUUGGAAAGGAGUAUGAGCGCGAUGGUCCUACAUAUGGCUUCGAGCGCUUGAUCUCUGCCGAUGAAGACGCUGGUGGCGCCGUGAUCGAGCCCGCGAGUGAUAAGAAGAGAAAGCACAAGAAGGAAGAUGGCGAGGAGGAUAAUGUGGUAGGCGAUGUUGGUGAGAGGAAGAAGAAGCGAAAGAGGUCCAAGAGCAAGAAGAAUGCUACUACCACUACAGCGGAGGAAUAG
Fusarium oxysporum Fo47 is the source of this 1992-nucleotide messenger RNA. RefSeq names its product KRI1-like family C-terminal-domain-containing protein. Lineage: Eukaryota; Fungi; Ascomycota; Sordariomycetes; Hypocreales; Nectriaceae. The record is from RefSeq and is a predicted model, not a curated record. The transcript has 2 exons. Gene Ontology annotation, cellular component: nucleolus; 90S preribosome. Gene Ontology annotation, biological process: endonucleolytic cleavage in ITS1 to separate SSU-rRNA from 5.8S rRNA and LSU-rRNA from tricistronic rRNA transcript (SSU-rRNA, 5.8S rRNA, LSU-rRNA). The coding region runs from base 1 to 1992 and encodes 663 amino acids.